Molecule: messenger RNA, 1629 nt
Organism: Gigantopelta aegis
Lineage: Eukaryota; Metazoa; Mollusca; Gastropoda; Neomphalida; Peltospiridae
Exons: 3
Coding region: 152-640 (162 amino acids)
Source: RefSeq, a predicted model, not a curated record
UCGCAAUGCUGUUCAUGUUGUCUUCGUAUUUCCAGAUGAAAUGAAUUGGCGGUUGGACGUAUUUACGUGAAACAGAGACACACAAACAAAGUUGACUUCAGUUGUGAUGGAAUAAACGUACAAGGAGACCCAGUCCGAAAACAGCGGCCAGAUGACGACUGCUGAGAGGAUCUCGACAUCUCAGAAAACCACCAAAUCAUCCGUGAUGUCCCUCUCCAGAUCAUCUACCAGUGUGAUGCCAAACUCAGAGUUAUCGCACAGUGACCUUGUGUCCGCUCACCGCCAAUUUCGCAGACAGCCGGACAGCAGGCAGUCGCAGGCGACGUCCGACAGCGCUCUCGCUGUGUCCACCCGAGCACGCAUCCUCAUGCAGGAGAUCAGCUUUGAACUCAAACAUUACAGAGUGUUGAAACCUUUGAGGAAGACGGAGCCCAUUUAUCGAAAUAAUCUUCCGUCUUUAGAAGCUCUACAGACGGAGAAGAUUAUUAACGAGUUUGAACAAACGAAGCGGAAUCACCCGGAUGACGUCAAAUACAAAGAGAUGCUGGAUACCGUUACGAAUUACCUGGAGUUCACCAAACACAAACCAGAGACCGAUCAAUUACGUAUCAAAGCAAGUGUCCACAAUUCUCGGGUGUAACGGCAGAUUGACUGCAUUAAACCCCGGUCACACUGUCAAGGAUCGUCUGGCCGGAUUCACGACGGAUGAAAACCUCACGGAUGACCCCGGAUAGAGGUCUAUCCGCGAUCCCCUACGGAUGCACCACGGUUUAACUACGGUUUUCGACGGAUAAACCAAGGAUUAUUAAGGAUAGGGGUUAGUUGACAACUGAGGGUCGCUACGUAUCGCUAACGAUCGGUGCAGUUUAGUACGGACCACAACGGAUUGUUACGAAUGAUGCCGGAUCGUAUACGUGGCUAACCCGGCGUCCUGAUCCUUGACAGUGUGGCCGGGGCUUGAGGCCAGGGACUACUACGAUUAAUUACGGUUUAAGUACGGUUUAUUACGGAUUAGAACGGAUUAUUACGUUCUUCUACAUAUCAUUAAGACUGUACUACGGUUAUUCGAUCCGUGAUGAAUUUUUGGACAUGUUCAAAAUUUUCACGGACAUACAAGUACUACUACGAUUGAUCAGUGAUUUAAUACGGACAGCUACGGACCGCAACGGAUUGUCACGAAUGAUGCCGGAUCGUAUCGGUGGCUAACUCGGCGUGCUGAUCCUUAACAGUGUGACCGGGGUUUUAGUUCCUCGGCGGUGUAGUGGUUAAGCCAUCGGACUGGUAGGUACUGGGUUCGCCCCCCGGACCCCGGUACCGGCUCUCACCCAGAGUAAGUUUAAUGACUCAGUGGGUAUGUGUAAGGCCACUACACCGACUUCUGUGUCACUAACCACUAACCCUCUGUCCCGAUAGGUGAGGUGUGCGUUCUGGACAGCGAGAUUGAACCUUAAUUGGAUAUAAGCACGAACAUAAGUGUAAAUGAAUGAACAUUAGUGUGCACUAUUGUACCCUACCCCGUCAGUGGCCCCAUUGGGCUAUUUCUCGUUCUAGCCAGUGCUCCACAACUGGUGUAGCAAAGGCCGUGGUAUGUACUAUCCUGUCUGUGGGAUGAUGCAUAUAAAAGAUCCC